AUGUCAAAAGAAAUAUCCAAUAAUCAGAAAAACUACUUAUUUGAAGCAUUAAAGAACAAUAUUCGAUUAUCAAAUCGUAAAUUUGAUGAACUUCGAUCAAUAGAUAUCAAAUUAUCCGAUAGUAAAUAUGGAUAUGUUGAAUUAACAUGGGGAUCAACUAAAUUAAUUGUUAAUAUAUCAGCUAGAAUAAUAGAACCUUAUAAAGAUCGUCCAUUUGAAGGUAUUUUCACUAUAAAUUGUGAAUUACCAAAUAAUCUUAAAUCAGAAGAAAUUAUUGAUGAAAAUUUACUUAGUAGAACAUUAGAAAAAUCAAUAAGAAGAUCAAAUUCAUUAGAUUUAGAAAAUUUAUGUAUUAUUGCUGGUGAAAAAGUUUGGGAAAUUAUAAUUGAUUUAAAUUAUUUAAAUUAUGAUGGAAAUUUAAUUGAUAGUGGAUGUUUAGCAAUUAUGAUUGGUUUAUUAGAUUUUAAAAAAAAUGAUAUUUCAGUAACUUCAAAUGGUGGUAUUAAAAUUUUUGAUUUAGAUGAAAGACAACCUAUUGAAUUAUCAAUUUUACAUAUACCUAUUUGUUUAACUUUUCUGUUUUUUAAUUUAGGUUCUAAAGAAAUGAAUUUAAAAUCUGAUGAAAUUAAUGAAAUUUAUCUUUUAGAUGCUGAUUCACUUGAAGAAUAUUGUCGUGAUGGAUUUUUAACAAUUACUUUAAAUCAAAAUAGAGAUUUGAUUCAAUUAAAUAAAAAUGGUGGAUUACCUAUAGAUGCUCAACAAUUACUUCAAUUAUGUCAUAAUUCCAUGGAAAUUAUUGAUAAAUUGACAAAUUUGAUCAAAACAACAGUUAAAACUCAUCAAGAGAAGAGAUACAAGUUGCAAAACUUUAAAUUAUUAGAAGCAAGUGCUGAUAGAUAA
This is a messenger RNA of Candida tropicalis MYA-3404, 900 nucleotides long. Its product is annotated as exosome non-catalytic core subunit. Gene Ontology annotation, cellular component: cytoplasmic exosome (RNase complex); nuclear exosome (RNase complex). Gene Ontology annotation, biological process: U5 snRNA 3'-end processing; TRAMP-dependent tRNA surveillance pathway; U1 snRNA 3'-end processing. The coding region runs from base 1 to 900 and encodes 299 amino acids. The record is from RefSeq and is a predicted model, not a curated record. The transcript has a single exon. NCBI's taxonomy places the organism in Eukaryota, Fungi, Ascomycota, Pichiomycetes, Serinales, Debaryomycetaceae.